Molecule: messenger RNA, 2910 nt
Organism: Carlito syrichta (Philippine tarsier)
Lineage: Eukaryota; Metazoa; Chordata; Mammalia; Primates; Tarsiidae
Gene: AP1AR
Product: adaptor related protein complex 1 associated regulatory protein
Exons: 10
Coding region: 357-1265 (302 amino acids)
Biological process (GO): negative regulation of cell motility; negative regulation of substrate adhesion-dependent cell spreading; regulation of Arp2/3 complex-mediated actin nucleation
Molecular function (GO): AP-1 adaptor complex binding
Source: RefSeq, a predicted model, not a curated record
AGGGCGCUAGCCUCGCGGGGACUGGCCUCCUCCAGCAGCUGGAGGCGGUCACUGGUGCCGGGCUAGGGGCUGAGGCAAAAGGGCCCAUGCGUACGGCGAGGCAGUACGGAGCCUCCAUCCCGGCGAUCCUCCCUCGCGCGGCGGUGGCUCGGCGGCCGCUGGAGUAAUCGCUGCCUUUGUUCCGAGCGCCUGAUCCCUGUCGUGGUCCCGGCCCCUCACGCCGCCGCGCUCCAGUCGGCCCGCCCUCGGUCCGCGAACCCCACUUCGGCUCGUGCCGCGCGGAUGCGGCUGCCGGGCCUGGGUCUGGGCUUUGAGCGGGAGGAGGAGAAGGAGCGGCGGCGCCUGGGCGGCAUGCGAUGGGGAACUGCUGCUGGACGCAGUGCUUCGGGCUGCUCCGCAAGGAAGCGGGGCGGCUGCCGCGUGUAGGAGGCGGCGGAGGAUCUAAAUAUUUUAGGACAUGCUCAAGAGGUGAGCACUUAACUAUAGAGUUUGAGAAUCUAGUAGAAAGUGAUGAAGGGGAGAGCCCAGGAAGCAGUCAUAGACCUCUUACUGAGGAAGAAAUUGUUGACUUAAAAGAGAGGCAUUAUGAUUCUAUUGCUGAAAAACAGAAAGAUCUUGAUAAAAAAAUUCAAAAAGAGUUAGCCUUACAAGAAGAGAAGUUAAGACUAGAAGAAGAAGCUUUAUACGCUGCACAGCGUGAAGCAGCCAGGGCAGCAAAGCAGCGAAAGCUCUUGGAGCAAGAAAGGCAGAGAGUUGUACAGCGAUACCAUCCUUUCAACAAUGGAGAAUAUCAAAGUUCAGGACCAGAAGAUGACUUUGAAUCUUGUUUGAGAAAUAUAAAGUCACAGUAUGAAGUUUUUCGAAGUAGUAGACUCUCAUCAGAUGCUACAGUUUUGACACCAAAUACAGAAAGCAGUUGUGAUUUAAUGACCAAAACUAAAUCAACUAGUGGAAAUGAUGACAGCACAUCCUUAGAUCUAGAGUGGGAAGAUGAAGAAGGAAUGAAUAGAAUGCUUCCGAUGAGAGAACGUUCCAAAACAGAGGAAGACAUUCUCCGGGCAGCACUUAAGCAUAGUAGCAAGAAGACUGGAAGUAAUCCUACAUCAGCCUCUGAUGAUUCCAAUGGGCUGGAGUGGGAGAAUGAUUUUGUUAGUGCCGAAAUGGAUGACAAUGGAAAUUCCGAGUAUUCUGGAUUUGUAAAUCCUGUAUUAGAACUGUCUGAUUCUAGUAUAAGGCAUUCUGACGCAGAUCACCAGACUCGAUAGGGUAAAAUUGUGUGACCCUGUUUAUCAGUUAUGACCAAAUGUUAAAAACCACUAGAAUGUAUAAGUGGUUGUGCUGAGCCUUUUUGUAAGGGGGAGGUAAGAGACCAUAUUGUAAAUGCUUAUUUUAUUAGAAAGGAGUAGAGGAGAAAAAGAUAGAUCUGAACUGCUUCAGAAUUAAGUGCAAUUUCAUCAUCUGCCUUCUGCUUUUCAAGACCAAUUUAAUGGUCCUGUCAUGUUACCAAGUAGAUUUAUUUUAACUCUUUUCUUUAUAGCAGUCCUGUUUAUUAUUGUAGAUUUCCACUUUAAAAGAUUUUGUUAUUAAUUUUAGUUUGAAUGCUUUAUUAAGCCUAUUUCACUAUCUAUGGAAAUAUUAAGACUUUUUGUUAAUUCUCAGCAGAUGUGAAGGGAGCAUGAGGAGGGAUUGUCAGAUUCAGAUUUAGAAUAAUGUUCCCUUUUUCAGCAUUAUUUAUUUCUGUAACUUCUUUGAAUUUUAUUAUCUAAUGGUAAGCACAAUUAAUUUGAAUAGAUGACUCUAAGAAAUGCUGAUCAAUUGGUUUCUUACUACACUUACUACAUAUUCUAGUAUGAUAAUGUUGAUUCAAUCUGAACAAAGGAUAAUAUGAUAAAAGUAAACUUUCCGAGUUUGGACAUUUUAAAUUGGUAGUAAUCAAAAUAAUACUUAAGAAAAUAUACAUAUAUAUUAGACUUUUUCACAUCAUUUUACAUACCACUGUAUUGACUUUAAGUUAAUUGAUAUAGAGUAUUCAGUUUUUAGGUGCCAUUACUUUUUAAAAAUUCUGUAUUUCCAGUAAAUGAUCUUAGAUAGAUUUUACACAGAACAUAUUCUCUGCACGAUUUAAGAAAGGAGAACCUAAAAAGGUAAUACGGGUAUGUCAAAGUCAAUAAAAUCCUUUCUGGUAUGAAAGGCUCCAUUGAUUUUAUUGAUCUUACCUUUGCCUUGUAGUACAAGGUGCUUAAUGGGAUGGAACUAAGUAUAUCAAUAUAUAUAACUGCAUUUUGUGGUAGACAAUUAACUCUUCUCUAAAAUUUAUGUUUCACUAUAAAAGGCCAGGGAUAUAAACCUCUCUGUAAUUGCUUUCCUUGAUUUUGCUGAGGAAUGGGUAUGAUUUUAGUAAGCAAACUGUUUUUCAUUUUCCUUGGUGGUAUUUUCUUUUCUUUCUCUUGCAACAAUGACAGUGCAUGUUUUUAUGAAUAUAGGAAGGUCCAGAUAUAAAUAGUAAUAACUUAAAGUUCUUGCUGUACUUAAAAACAAAUCAUGUGGCCCUUUCAAUAUUUGAACUGCUAAGCAAUGACAUAUGUAGUUUUUCUCCUUUUCUAUCUCAUAGAAACUAAUAUGACACUUUAAAUAUGUAAAUAUAGUCCAUUAAGUAGUGCUAUUAUUUAUAUCUGUCUUAACAUAAUUUAAGUUGUAGCUGUGUCAUUGCAAAUAUUUUAAAGGUAAUCUACAUUAUAUUGCCUGUGUUAAUGCUUUUUAAAGUUUGUACACAUGAAAUGUAUAUUUUUGGUUUGACAUAAGCUACUAUUGUAAUUUUUCUUGGCUUUUUGUUCAUAAAGAAUUUUUUGAAGGAAUGGUAACUUCUCAAGGAUUGUGAAUAAACACAUUUUUACAUUUGAAGGUAAUAAA